Molecule: messenger RNA, 854 nt
Organism: Fimicolochytrium jonesii
Lineage: Eukaryota; Fungi; Chytridiomycota; Chytridiomycetes; Spizellomycetales; Powellomycetaceae
Product: ubiquitin-conjugating enzyme/RWD-like protein
Exons: 7
Coding region: 160-714 (184 amino acids)
Biological process (GO): protein polyubiquitination; ubiquitin-dependent protein catabolic process
Cellular component (GO): nucleus
Molecular function (GO): ubiquitin conjugating enzyme activity
Source: RefSeq, a predicted model, not a curated record
CCCGAAAAGCACAUUUUUCGGAAACGUCCGCAACUAUCGUCGCCUACUCCAGAGCUCUCCUCUAGCUUUCUUCCGCGAGGCAGCCAGCAAAGUCCCCCGUAUCAGCGAUCUUCCGCUUUGACAUCUUCGUUGCAGUUCCUCUGAACACUCCUCGCAACCAUGUCCUCGCCAAGGAGGCGAAUAGAGACGGAUGUCAUGAAACUCAACAGUCUGAUGAGUGACUACGAAGUCACGCUUGUUAAUGACAACAUGCAAGAAUUCUACGUCAGGUUUCACGGUCCCAAAGAUACUCCUUUCACCGGCGGAGUGUGGAAAGUUCACGUGGAGCUCCCUGACCAGUACCCAUACAAGUCACCGUCUAUCGGCUUCAUGAACAAAAUCUUCCACCCAAAUAUUGACGAGUUGAGCGGAUCGGUCUGUUUGGAUGUCAUCAACCAGACAUGGAGUCCAAUGUUCGACAUGAUCAACAUCUUCGAAGUAUUCCUUCCUCAACUGUUGCGGUAUCCAAACCCUACCGACCCUCUCAAUGGAGAAGCAGCAGCUCUCCUGAUGCGGGAACCGACAAGUUACGAGGUCAAAGUGAAAGAAUACGUGACAAGGUACGCCACGAAGGAGGCAGCAGAUGCGGCGACAGAUGAAAGCGGUUCAGAUGACGACGAUAUGAGCGAAGUGGGGUCUUUCUCGGACGAUGAUGUCCCUGGGCUGGAACUAUGAGAUGCAGUUACUAUCCAAGUUUUCAGAGUCGCACUUGCAUGUGCUCGCUUUUCGUCAUCACCACCUGUCUCUUCUUGUGCAGUCAUUGGGUUUUUUGGGUAUACGGAUGGGCAAGAUGUUGUGUCUGGCCAGGGUCGGAU